Pipra filicauda (Wire-tailed manakin) is the source of this 195-nucleotide messenger RNA. It is a transcript of the gene CTXND2, whose product is annotated as cortexin domain containing 2. The record is from RefSeq and is a predicted model, not a curated record. Lineage: Eukaryota; Metazoa; Chordata; Aves; Passeriformes; Pipridae. The coding region runs from base 22 to 195 and encodes 57 amino acids. The transcript has a single exon.
CCCCCUCCUGAGGAUCCCUGCAUGGAGAGCCCCCCGGUGCCACCCGCCCUGGACGUGGACAAGGCCGUGGCCACGGCCUUCGUGGUGCUCCUGGGGCUCUUCCUCCUCGCCGUGACCGUGCGCUGUGCCCGGCUCGUGGUGGAUCCCUACAGCGCCAUCCCCACCUCCACCUGGGAGGAGGAGCCCAUCAACUGA